AAUGAGCACCUGCACUAAUGUGGAUUUACCCGGAGCGGAGGGCACUCUGUUCUCUUCUUCUCCUCGCAGUGACUGCGAGCGACAACAAAACGACGCGUUCCAGCAGAUUUCUCGGUUGCAAUUGCCAUAAAUCUUUGCAUCCUUCCAUCUUCUGGGCGUCUGAGUUGACUUCUUGCGCACUGUCCAUCCCUGAUACCCCUUGCUCCGCCGUUUUUUUUUCUUGCUCGUCCCCGCCCUCACUCGAGCGCUCGUGCAAAAAUGGGUGCUCUCUACUACCUCUUCCACCCGAACCAGCUUCGGUCCAUCAUUCAAUGGAAAGUCUGGCACGACCCCGUCCACACCCGUGACCUCAAGAACGAGUCGCCAGAGCUUCAGGAAUGCUUCCGCUUCCUCAACCUGACGAGCCGCAGCUUCUCGGCCGUCAUCCAGGAGCUUAACCAUGAGCUUCUCGUCCCCAUUACCCUGUUCUACCUUGUUCUCCGUGGCUUGGACACAAUUGAGGAUGACAUGACCCUCGACAUCGAAAAGAAAGUCCCUCUCCUGCGGAACUUCCAUACCACCAUGGUGCAGGACGGCUGGCAGUUUCACGAGAGCAAGGAGAAGGACCGCGAACUCCUCGAGAAGUUCGAUGUCGUCGUCUCCGAGCUCAAGAAGAUCAAGGAGCCCUACAUGGAGAUCAUUAAGGACAUGACCCUCAAGAUGGGUAACGGCAUGGCGGACUACGCCCAGAACACCGAGAUGAUCGAGAAUGGUGUCCAGACCAUUGAAGAAUAUGAGUUGUACUGCCACUACGUGGCUGGCCUAGUCGGAGAGGGUCUGACGCGCCUAUUUGUGGCAUCAGAGCUCGCCAACCCCAAGCUCGCCGAGCGACCUUCCCUGACCGAGUCCAUGGGACAGUUCCUCCAGAAGACCAAUAUCAUUCGUGAUCUGCACGAGGAUUGGGUAGAUGGUCGAAGGUGGUACCCCAAGGAGAUCUGGGGCAAGCAUGUCGACAAGUGGGAGGACCUCUUCGACCCCAAGCAACGUCAGAAGGCCUUGGAGUGCACUUCAGAGAUGGUCCUCGACGCCCUGAAGCACACUGAGGAGUGUAUAUUCUACAUGGCUGGCAUUAGAGACCAAAGUGUUUUCAACUUUGUGGCUAUCCCCCAAGCCAUGGCCAUUGCCACCCUCGAGGCCGUCUUCCGAAACCCCGCGGUGUUUGAGCGCAACGUCAAGAUCUCAAAGGGAGAUGCCUGCCAGAUCAUGUUUGAGUCUACUCAGAACCUCGUCGUUGUCUGCGAAGUCUUCCGAAAAUACACCCGAAAGAUUCAGAAGAAGAACGAUCCUAGGGAUCCCAACUACCUGGCCAUUAGCGAGCAGUGCGGCAAGAUUGAGCAAUUCAUCGAGACCUUGUUCCCUCGACAAGACCCCAAGAAACUCGCCGUCGAGACCAAGCAGAAGGCGAACGACCAACCCACGAUGGACCCUGGCGAGGCGGCGGUCCUGUUUGGCGUUGUUAUUUUUGCUUUGCUCGCUAUCUCGGGCAUUAUGAUCGGCACUGCCUGGAUCUUUGGCGCCAGAUUCGAUAAUGUCUUCAGUGAACUCAGCGUCUUCCUACCAGGAAGCGAGGCCAGCAGCCAGGCCGCCAAGCCCUUGAUUACGGGCCAUGACGAAUUGUAGCACUAUUCACCUGCUUUUGGGUUUUGUUUCUUGUCACUUUUCUCACGAUAUCCUAACGUACA
Ilyonectria robusta is the source of this 1721-nucleotide messenger RNA. Its product is annotated as isoprenoid synthase domain-containing protein. The transcript is spliced from 4 exons. The coding region runs from base 259 to 1659 and encodes 466 amino acids. Gene Ontology annotation, molecular function: squalene synthase [NAD(P)H] activity. The record is from RefSeq and is a predicted model, not a curated record. Lineage: Eukaryota; Fungi; Ascomycota; Sordariomycetes; Hypocreales; Nectriaceae. Gene Ontology annotation, cellular component: endoplasmic reticulum membrane. Gene Ontology annotation, biological process: ergosterol biosynthetic process; farnesyl diphosphate metabolic process.